AUGGGGGAGUAUGAGAAACUUCUAAAAAGAAGACCUGCUAUGUUUGAUGGCCCUUCUUCUUCUGCAAGCACUGCCACUGUCACUACCACUGCCACUACCAACCUGAACAGUAAUAAUGGACCUGCCCCAAUGGAAUUUAUUAUUGAAAACCCUCAGGACACAUAUGGCCAUGAAAUCUCUGACGAAUACGAAUAUAGCGAUGAUCACAUUCUAUCUGAUUCAUCAGAUGACUAUGAUGAGAUCACUGACGAUGAAGACACAAACACCAGAGUAGAAUAUGAUAGCCAGAAUCAUAUCGCUAGAAUGGCAGCAGAAAUGAGAACCUUCCAAUCUCUUUCGCAUGCCAUGAAUGCCUACUCGAAUGAAGACAGCAGCAGACAGACAUUGUACCGGCCUGAUGACUUAGCUGACAUUUUUACUGGACCCACCCGUCCAUUUAAAUUGAAAGUAGAGUUUAUCUUACAUGCUCUCUUCUACAGCGAUGAAGAUCUUGCCUCAGAAAGAUCUAUCAAGAAGAUCAUGUUUGCUAUGAAGAUGGUCUUGGACGUCUGUGAAGAAUCUGGAGUAGCACUGGAUUUUCCAACACCAAAUGCUGUGAUUAACUAUCACAAGCAGAAAAAGAACCAGAUCCCUGUUUUUCCUAUUGCCAGUUUUGAUGUUGUGAACCAAGACAAUGAACGACAUGUACUUUGGAUGAACAAACCGUCUGAUUACAUCAUGUUUACCAUGACAUGCCCUGGAAAAUUAUCUCAAAUCUUGGCCCUUCCUGACUUCACGGAAAACCAGCAGUUGAAUCUCGACCAAGGCGAAAAGUGGAAGGAGAACCCAUUGCUCCAGCACCCAAUGAUCACUUCAAACGGAAUAGACUACUGGGUGGGUGAUGUUGUCGAAGUCCAAGGCUCCCUGAACCAGUAUCUCCUUGAGAAGUUCUUCACCAAGGACGGAUCCAUACUUGCCAAUGCGUUCCAGGUUUAUGGUGGCCACGAUCCUCGGCUGAACCAUCCUGAUGAUACUCAUUUCCUGCGGUUUGGAAACUCUACGAACUUUGCUGUCUCUAUCCUGAAGUAUACCAUUGAAGUUGACAGGAUUAUGUCUACUGUUCAAAAAGACAGCGAUCUUUUCCUCGGACGUGAUUUCUCUGUUUCUUAUUGCCCUGCCAAAAUUGUUACCUAUGCUCUUACUGAAUUCAAGAGAAGACUUCCAGGCUCUGGUUUGAUGAAAGUGGUUGUCUGCCCACUUAAUCUCUAUUCCAACAAUACCUCCAGUAAUUCAAUAAAGCAGUACAACAAGUAUGACAGUUACUUAAUGUACUUUGCUGCGUUGCUACUUGAGACAAGAAACAAACGAGAAAAUGCUCUUUUCAUUUGUACCUCGAAUCAUACACUGAAUGCCAUUGAGAUGUUGCCCCCUAUUGUCGAUGACCUUAUUAGGCUGGAGAAAGAUAUUGAGAUGUAUUCUGAGGAUUAUGGUGAAGUAGUUCUUGUCAUUGCGCCCCUGUUGCUUUUUAUGGGUGACAACCCUCGUCAAUCUCAGCUUGCCAUGCAUAAGGGAACAUCUGCCAAGAAGUUUUGCCAAAAAUGCCUCAUACCUUCGCCUCGUAUUGAACAGGGUUCCAUCCCUGACACUCCGCCGUAUUCUCUAGUUGACCACUGUGGGUCAGAAGAAAGAACAAGGGAUUUCUUGUGCGCCUUUGCCAAUGCCGAUAUCCAGUCAGAGCUAUAUCUCAAUGGGUGCAAAUUGAGUUAUAUCAAGAAUGGAAGUGAAGAAUUUCUUAGACUCGAAGCCUUUGACCCUACCAAAGACAUGCCUGUCAAAAUUCUCCACAUUAUUCCUCAUGGCCUGACGAAAUACUUGAUGACUUUUCUCUGGAAACAGAAGAUGCUGACUACAAGUGAAAAGGGGAGACUCCAGGAAGCUCUAAACUCUUACAAGUCUUUCCUGCCUAGAAUUAUGAGCAAGAUCUUUAGUGACAAACCAUUGGCAAGUUUGUUCAUUAAAGCCUUGCAUGCAUUAGGCCGCCUGUUGUCUUUGGUGUACAUGCGCGGAGUCGACCAGUGCUUUGACUACUAUAUUGCCCAGAUAAAACAUGCUGUCACUGAUGUAACAGAUCUGCUUUUCCAACUGGAUGUCCAGAUUCUCCAAAAAGAUUUUCUAAGCAAGACUUCACGUUCAAGCCAAAGGUCCACCUUCUGCAUCAUAUCACUGACGAUAUUUUUUGUUUCGGUUCCAUGCUGCAAUACGAAACUGAAAACGGUGAACAGUUCAAUAAGUUCAUCCACAAACAUUUAUUCAAGACCAACCGCCAUUCCACCUCUUGAGACGUUGCUACAAGAUUUGGCAAGCAAUUCAUCUGUUGGCAUCUUUAAACCAGCUGGUAAUGGAACAAGAUCUGUAAGAAGUUCAAUUAGUGAUUUUGUCAAGCUGGCCCCUGUCAAUUUCCCAGGCUUUAAUCUCCAUUUCUUUGGUUCUUGUGUCAACAGUGACAAUUCUGGGUUGUCGACUCCCACUUUGUGUGAUACACUUGCAGGUGUUUUUCAAUCAAAUGGGCAAUUAUUCCUUGGUCAGGUAAAGAUUGUUCAAGCAAGAGACUCUGCAGACAGAAUGAGAAAGGUGUUCUUUAUGCAAAAGUACCAAAUUGUUCUGAACAGCAAUAUAAAUUGCAUCUAUACCCCAGCUGUAGUAACAGAAAAUUACAAUAACAUUGUGGUUCUGCCCCUUGGAGGCCUGGUUGAAGUCAACAAAGAUGACAUCAACAUCGUUCAGGCUGUUGAUAUUCACUUGUCCGUCGGGUCUUCUAAUAACCAAAAGUUUCUCAACGUUGCAAAAUUCAGCAUGUUCUGGUGGAUGUUGAUGAACAUUGCAAAAAUCUAUUAA
Molecule: messenger RNA, 2874 nt
Organism: Phycomyces blakesleeanus NRRL 1555(-)
Lineage: Eukaryota; Fungi; Mucoromycota; Mucoromycetes; Mucorales; Phycomycetaceae
Exons: 6
Coding region: 1-2874 (957 amino acids)
Source: RefSeq, a predicted model, not a curated record